Molecule: messenger RNA, 1692 nt
Organism: Labrus bergylta (ballan wrasse)
Lineage: Eukaryota; Metazoa; Chordata; Actinopteri; Labriformes; Labridae
Source: RefSeq, a predicted model, not a curated record
AUGAACGAGCUCAAAUGGAUUCAAACUUCUUUACUUCUCACAGCGCUGCUUCAGUUUUGCUGUUUAUUCUUUGUCAUUUUCUCAGCAGCAGCUGCUGGAGAUAAAGAAGUCACAUUCAGAGUUGGAGAGGACGCCACGUUGUCUUGUGAAACUGUGAUACAAGGUCAACAGGAGUGUGAAUAUACGACAUGGUUCUUUGUUGAUUCAGGAAACACUGUAGUAGACCUGGUUGUAGAUGGUCAGGUUGAAAUCUCUGGAGUUAAAUCAGACAGACUGAAUGUUACAGAGGACUGUUCUCUGGUUAUAAAGAAGAUCAGAGAGGAGGAUGCUGGACGUUAUGUCUGUGAACAGUACAUAUCAGGAAGAAUAACAGACGAUGUGACUCGAGUUCUUCUCUCUGUUACCAAGAGUGAGGACGCCAAACCAACAACAACAACAACAACAAGUCCACCACCAACAAGACCACCACCAUCAAGACCACCUCCAACAACAACAACAACAACAACAAGUACUGCGGCUGCAGGAGAUUGUACAGGUUCUUCUGAUCUGGACUUGGUCAUGUUGGCUCUGCGUGUGGCUGAACUCCUCCUGAUUACUGUGAUCACUGUUCUUCUCUUCAGAGCUCGAGGGAACCAGAGACCACCUGAUGACAUCACUGUGUAUUAUGAUGGAGAUGAAGGCUCAGUGAACUAUGAAAAUGUUGGAGAACCUUCUGCUUCUGUCAGACUCCACUGAUCAACAACUUCCACACAAACAUCCACUCAGCAGAUACAUUAAUCCACCGCUUUUAAUCAUUUCUAUAUCGCACUUUAGAGCAUAAAAACAUGGAUCCACAUUUCAUUUGAGGCACUAAGUGAGGAUCUGAUUUAAUCUGCUGAUGUGAAAUAUGAUGUUGAUAUUUGUUACAGACUCCUUAACCAAAAGGACGCAAGAAAGGUUUAAAGUUCAACCUGAGCUUCAUUAAAUGUAAACACCCCCCUCCUCCCAAAGUAAUCAAAGAUAAAUAAGAAACCAAAGAAACAAAAGGGGCUGGAGACCCAGACAAAAAGAACAAAAGAUGGGAAGACGCCAAGCCAACCACGUAAAUGGGGUGGGUAAUUGGGUAAAUCUUCAGUUUUUGCCAACUUGGCAGAAAAUAUAUAUAUUUUUUGUAGAUAACUUAAUUUGUAUAAAGAUUUUCAGAGUGAGAUGUGUAGCUCAAAAACCUCCUGUAUUUAUGUCUGUAAAAUCCAUCAUAUCAGCCUCUGUGUGAAACGGUUCAUUUCAGCUGAUGUCUCUUUAAGACCCCCCCCCCCCACAUGCCCACUUUCCUCUGAUUGGCCAGCUUUGCUGAAACUUCCUGGGGACAGAACCAAUUAGCUUCCGGGUGGGCGUGUCCUUGAGAGAGCUGCCUGGGUUGGGCAACUUCUGCAACUUUGCUCCAUUCUUUGUUUUUAUGCGUCGGUGGCUAAGUUUCACAACGACCUCGUUCAGAGCAGCAGGAAACCACAUACAGGGAUUACACCAACAUCUGUUUAUCUUGUGUUUGAAAAAACUUUUCCGAGGUUUAGUAUGGACAUCCUUCAAGAUAAAAUUAUAUGUAUGUUUUUAAAUUUGGAUCAGCAUCACAGAUCUCUCUUAAUGUUCUUCAGUCUGUUAUAAACACGUCUUUAUUAAAUCAUAUUAAAAUGUCAUCUGCAAAUAAAGAAACAU